Molecule: messenger RNA, 479 nt
Organism: Rotaria sp. Silwood1
Lineage: Eukaryota; Metazoa; Rotifera; Eurotatoria; Philodinida; Philodinidae
Source: the annotation of a GenBank genome assembly
UGAUGAUGUUGAAGACUUAGCUGUUGAAAAUUGAAGGGAUUUUCUUAACAGCGAGCUAUUUCCUGUAAGUGCUUAAGGAAGUGAUUAUUUUAGAUUAAUAUUCAUUUUAAAAACUAUCUUUACUCGAAUUUUGCAUUUAGUGUGUUCGCUCGGUUGAACUAUGGUCAGCAGGAACGAAAUCAGAGAAAUCAUCGAUUCAUAAUGGUUAUAUACAAAUGAUUGAUAUUGCUAAACAUUUUAUAUACAUUGAAAAUCAGUUAUUUAUUACUAUUGUUCAAGAUUCAGUAGUUCAAAACCAAUUAGCUAAUGUUCUUUUUCGACGUAUUAUAGAACGAGCACAUAAAAAUGCUAAAAAAUUUUGUGUUUGCGUUGUUCUUCCUCUGUUACCUGAUUUUGAUAACAUGAAUACUGUACAAGCUGUACUCUAUUUUAUUAUGAUAAAUCAUUAUUCAAAAGACUUGAAAAUGCAGGCAAAUUAA